Messenger RNA from Apis mellifera (honey bee), 7588 nucleotides. RefSeq names its product RNA-binding protein Musashi homolog Rbp6 (gene Rbp6). The transcript is spliced from 18 exons. The record is from RefSeq and is a predicted model, not a curated record. Gene Ontology annotation, molecular function: RNA binding. Gene Ontology annotation, cellular component: cytoplasm. NCBI's taxonomy places the organism in Eukaryota, Metazoa, Arthropoda, Insecta, Hymenoptera, Apidae. The coding region runs from base 1407 to 2795 and encodes 462 amino acids.
CGAGAGCGCAGUGUCACGUCGAACCUCUCGCAGAGCGCGUCGCACGUCCGAGUACCGGCCGCCGCCCGUCAUCAGUAGUCGCCGUACCGCGCAGCCACGUAACCUCUCACCUUCUCCUUAGUUUUUAGUAGUCAGUAGUAGGGGAGAGUGUGGAGAGAAAGAGGAGAGAGAGAGAGAGAGAGAGAGAGAGAGAGAGAGCGAGAGAGAGAGGGAGAGAAAGAAAGGGAGAGAGAGAGAGAGAGAGAGAGAACGAGAGAAAGGGAGAGAAAGUGAAAGAAGAAAAGAAAAAAAAAAGAAAAACGGAAAAGAAGAGAACGAGAAACAACGGGAAGCCGAUUACUGUGAGAAAAAGGGAGAAAACGAGAGGUCGACAGCCCGUUUUUUCGUCGUCGUGAGAUUCUCUACUCCUCGUCGCCGUCGUUGUCGUCGUCGUCGUCGUUCUCGACGUCGCCUCCGCCGCCGUCGUCGUCUACGUGCUACGUCUACGUCGUCUACGCCGCCGUCUACGUCGUCGUCGUCGUUGUCGUCGUCGUCGUCGUCGUCGUCGUCGUCGUCGUCGUCAUCGUCGUCGUCGUCGUCGUCGUCGUCGUCGUCAUCAUCCUUCCUCGUUGUCACCGUGUGUGCCCGCUGGCCGCCAGUCGUCGUCGGUCGUGAACAGGCUCGACGCGACCAACGCGGAUCGUGCACGGUACACGGUACACGAAGUAGUUCGUCGAAAUCGUAGCUCGAAUCGAAAGGAAAACAAAUACGUACGGGGGACGAGGGAAAGAAGGAAAAGGAGGACACGAGAGGAAAACAUAGUGUGCGCGAGCAGUGAGACGUACCGCGCUUACGUUUCGUUCCACGUUCCCACCGUCCCUGUACAGUCGUGUAAUUCAUCGCGCGACGAGCAGAAGCGCAAAAUCCCGAGGCGCACCUUCCGAAAACGACGGGAGCACCGCGCACAUCGGGCUACCAGGGAAACAGAGAGAGAGAUAGGUGAACAACAGGGAGGAGGAGGAGGAGGAGGCGGAGGAGGAGGAGGAGGAGGAGAAGGAAGGAGCGCGAAGGUUAAAGAGGCGCGGAGUAAACGUAAUAAACGGAAGGUCUGGGAGAGGAUCAACGAGAGGUAGAAGCCGCGCGUGGUGAUAAGUCGCGUGAAAGUGCGUGUCGUGUCGUGCCGUGACAUCGGAAGCCGUUGACACGCGAAGGAUCGAGACGAGACGAGGUGUUUUUCCCAUUCGACGGGGCGAACGCAGGGAGAAGAUCGUUCGGGUGACCAAACGUGGUGACCGAAGGCGGAACAUCGAGGCGGCUAUCGGCCAGACCGGCUGCCAUUGCCACUGGUACUAGUGUUACCAUAGCCACUGCAACCCCGGACACGCGAGAGCGUUGUCAUAACGACAAGCCGUGCGCCGCGCGUCGCUAUGGAGGCCCAGAACCAGGAAAUCGUUGCGAGCGGUUCGCCAGCCGAGGUGCCGAACGAUCCAGGGAAAAUGUUCAUCGGUGGUCUAUCAUGGCAGACCAGUCCAGAGAGCCUAAGGGAGUACUUCACCAAGUAUGGGGACAUCACAGAAGUCAUGGUCAUGAAAGAUCCCACCACGCGACGAUCAAGGGGCUUCGGAUUCAUCACGUUCGCAGAUCCGGCGAGUGUGGACAAAGUGCUGGCGCAGGGUAAUCACGAGUUGGACGGCAAGAAAAUCGACCCGAAGGUGGCGUUUCCCAGGAGAACACAUCCAAAGGUAAGAAUCGAGCGCCCGAUUCUUCGUCGGCCGAUAGUCUUAUCGUUCGUCGAUUCGAUGGUGACAAGGACAAAGAAGAUAUUCGUCGGUGGGCUAUCGGCACCGACGACGCUGGAGGACGUGAAAAACUACUUCGAGCAGUUCGGCCCGGUAAGCACUUGUUUAUUUGUCUCGUUGAAGCCUUGCCUUGGAUACCCUGCCAUCGAGGACGCCAUGCUGAUGUUCGACAAACAGACCAACAGGCACAGAGGUUUUGGCUUCGUCACGUUUCAAAGUGAGGAUGUGGUCGACAAAGUCUGCGAGAUUCAUUUCCACGAAAUCAACAACAAAAUGGUCGAAUGCAAGAAAGCACAGCCGAAGGAAGUGAUGCUCCCGGCGAACCUGGCGAAGACGCGAGCGGCCAACAGAGGCGCAUACGAUUUUAUGUGGUCCCUGGGAGCAUUACCUGAUGGUUUCCCAGCGGCGGCGUACGCGGCAUACGCGGCAAGCCGCGGCUAUUCUGGGUACCCUAGUUUCGGACUGCCCUACCCGACAGGAGCGGUCGUGUACCGCGCAGUGGGGCCAAGGGUGGGCCGAGUGUCCGUGAGCCCCAGCGGGGGUUGCACUGGUAAGCUUCAACCCCAAAGUGCCAGGUUGUUCCACCAAGUUCUCGUGUUCUCGCUCGUGUUGACGGUAACCGUAAUCCGUAUGGAUCUUACCAACGGACAGCUCACCCCUAACAACAACACGCCCUUGCUCACGCAAGCUCUUUCUGUGAUGAACAACUACCAGGCGGCCGCAGCGCAGGCCGGAUUUCCGCCGGCGUCGCCGCACGCGGCCGGUGGACAUGGUGGGCCACAGGGCCGGUCAUUUCCUGCGGCCAACUCGCCGGGCCCCAUCGACAUGUAUAGUUCAAGCGCCGCAGCCGCAGCAGCAGCCGCAGCCGCGGACUCAGCAGUCGCCAGCUACGUCCAGGCCGCAGCUAGUCCGCAGCCCCCUACGACCGCGUUCCCUGCGAUCGCCGUGUCUCGUGCCCCGCUCAACUACAGUCCCGGUCCUCUAAUACCAGCGGCGUUCACUAAUGGCUACCAUUGAGCCUUGUUAAGACCUAAUAACAGGAUGGACGAGAGGGCAGAGCGCAGCACGGUCGACUGACGGUACAAUGAGCAGUGUAAAUGCCUUGGAAAAAUUCACCAUGAUGAAUGAUCUCUGGACGGAAGAGGACGCGUACCAUCACGAGCAAUAAAAACGAAGAAUCGCGAUUUAGGUAGAAGAAUAACGGUUUCCAACAAAAAAGGAGGCUUUCCGAUUUUGUAAACAUGAUCGAUCGAUUGCAACGAUCGAACGAAAAUAAUCGUGAUUUCCCGGCGGAGAAAAAAAAGGAAGAGAAUCAAAAUUGAAGAUAUUAGAAAAAAAAUCAAGUAAAAUAAGAAAUGUAAAAAAAAAAAUAAAAAAAAAAUAAUAAAAAAUAAAAAAUAAAUUAAAAAUCAUUGAAAAGAUAAAAAUGUGAAAAAAAAAAUAUAUAUAUAUAUAUAGAAUUUAUAAAUCGCGAUACACGUCCAGAAAGUUUGCGAGAGAAGCAACAUGGUAGAGGGAGCGGAUUAAUAUAAGGAAAACAUAAAGGGCAGAAACUGCGUAAUGGUAGAUGUGGCCGAAACUGCGUAAAAUAAUGCCCGUUCUCCGACAUUAAUAAAGAAUGAUAUAUUAAUAAUAAUGAAUUAAAUUAAUAUUAUUAAUUGCUAAAUAAUUAAGCGACUAAGUCUAGAAUAUAUAAAUAUUAUAUAUAUAAAUAUAUGAAUAUAUAUAAAUAUAUAUAUAUAUAUAUAUAAAUAAUUGAUAAAUAUUAGACGAUAACGUAUGGAUCCUUAGUAUUUAAGGCAGACGAUAAAGUCGCGGAAGAAUACCAACUUACAUACGAAAAUAUUAUUAUAAUUACUGGUUAUUAUUGUAUAACACUAUGGCGAUUCUAAUUGAUUAUAACAAAAUGGAGAAAGAAGGAUGGAAAGCUGUGCGUCGUGUAAGCUCGCGCGCGUAGCGGUGCGCGUUAUACAUAUAUAUAUAUAAAUAUAUAAAUAUAAAUAUAAAUAUAAAUACAAAAAUACAAAUAUAAAUAUAAAUAUAAAUACAAAUAUAAAUAUAAAUAUAAAUAAUAAAAAAAUAUAAUUAUUAUAUACAUAUACGCGUAACUCCGUUCGCACCCGGGAAGAGAACCCGUCGUCUCUCUGUUGGGCUUUCGAAUUUUUUUUAGACAAGUAGCGGCGGAAUGAAAAGAGAAAGAGAAAGAGAGAGAGAGAGAGAGAGAAAGAGAGAAAGAGAGAGAGAAAAAGAGAGAGAGAAAGAGAGAGAGAGAGAAGCAAAAAAAUAAAUAAAUAAACAAAUAAAAAUAAAAUAAAAUAAAAAAGAUGUACAAGAAAUUUUUCGAGAAGCGUGAGUCGACGACACGAGGAGGAGGAACACCCGACACGAAUGUUUGAAGGGUAGAGUCGGGCCGGAAGGGAGAUUUGGGAGACGAGACGACGAGGGCGCUAGGCAGGCCAAGAGUGGGCUUCGCCCUUUUCCUUUGUUUCUUGCGCGCGCGUGUCCGCCACUUCUCAGCGUGCUCUUUGCCGACUGAAUGCCGGAAUGGCACUUCUCUCUCGCGUCCCGUCGUUCAAGCACUUUUUCCCUUUUCCCGGGUGUGCAACGAGGGAGAAAAGAGGACGAAUAAAGCACGGAAAGAGCAAGGAGAGGGGGAGGUUGCGUACAUAGACGUAGGCACGCGUGUUACACGGAUGACGUGACGCUGUUUGCAUUGCUUAUCGUGCGAGGGAUGAAAGGAAAAAAAAAAGAAAAAAGAAAGAAAGAAAGAAAAAAAGAAGAGAAAGGGAAGAGAAAACGCGGGGGCCCUCGAGCCAAGAUCGACGGAUUGGAACUUGCGAGGCUCUAUGUAAGUUAUAGGAGCGAAGAGACAGAGAGAGAGGGGGAAAGAGAGAGAGAGAAAAGAAACAAUAGGAGAGAAAGACGAAAAAUGGAAAUGAAUACUGCUUUUGAGAUGCAGUAUCGAUGAGGGGAGAAGAGAUGGUCAUCGCGAAGAAUACUAUUCUACUAGAGAAGAAAGAAGUGAGAGAGAGAGAGUACAUUAAACAUACAUACAGGGUCGCGAGAUCUAUGUAAAAGGGACGCCUAGGCCUCCGAACGUUGCAUCGUUCAAAAUCUGUAUCCUAUCUAGUGGCGAAAACCGAUGACCGGUGAAUUUCACAGGCUAUUGUGUAGCUGUCCAAUCGAUUAGUUACAUUAACCUCGGCCCAUACAUACAUAUUACACGCGCGCGAAUUAUUGUACCAUUGAUUUACCAUAAUGGCAGCUAUGCAUGACCCUAUGGAUGAAAGCCAGCUAUGGAAACACGAGCAAUGUUCGACGGCACGCAUUUCACACACAAGCUCACUGUGAACAUACAUAAUAAUACCAUCCAUACACUCCCAAUCUGUACAUCCACUAUACACACAUACACACACACACACAUGAUCCGAAACACAAUAUUAAUAUACGCUUUCAUACGCGUCCGCGGCUUUUUAAACAAAUUAUAAAAACACACGCCUAUAUAAAAAAAAAUAAAUAAAUAUAUAUUAAUACAAAUACACGCAGCUACGCAACAACAGGAAGAACCAUACGCAACCAUCAAGUUACGCGAGGCAAGAUGCUGUUAAGAGGAGAACAAAUAUAUAUUAUGCAAACAUACGCGUGUAUUCAGUCAUUAUACCGUGCGUCCGUAUAUGUACAGAGCGUUAGUUAAAGGCGAGAUAUCGUGAGAUAUCGUGAAAAUGCGCCAGUGCGUGAGUAAAAGCGGAAAUUAAGAGUAACGCGUGCGAUAACGAUGAUAAUUUCGAGACGAAGCGAGAUUGUGCGUCUUCUAUAUAUACCCCUGUGUGCGAGAAAGAAUGAGAGAGAACGUGGUGAUACGUGUGUGCGAGCGAGAGAAAGAGAGAGUCGUUAAGUCUUUAAGGAUUGAGGAACACGGUCAUCUGAAAAUGCCAUUUGCGAAUUAAAACAAAGAAAAAGAAGAAAAAGAAGAAGAAGAAGAGGGGGGAAAAAAGAGAAAAGGAGAAAAUUGUAAAAUUUAUGCGAGCUAACGUGGCGUUGAACGUGAGAGAACAAUAAUCGCGUACGGUAGCCUUAAUCAGGGAAUAACUUUGACAUCAAAAGAUUCUUGCGUUUUUUCGCGCUUAAAAAAAAAAAAAAAAACAUUUCGCUGAUCAAAUGGACAAAGGGCGCGAACGGGGAUACUCCAUUCGAUUAUUCGUAAUUGGUCUAGGUUAAAAAUAUUAUGUAAUAUCAUACGGGAAACAGGGAGGUAUAAUUUUAUUCCUUUCGUUUUUCGGCGCACGUGUAUAUUUUGUAAAACCUAACUUAAACGAGAAAAGGGUUCAGAGGGCUUGAAGGGCAUCGCGACGCUCGGAUCUUCCUGCUUCUCAAGGGGAGAGAUUAAAGAGAAAGGGAAGAAGAAACAAAAAGAAUAAACCGUCGACGUGCAUAAACUCAUUCCGCGGAUUGUAUAACUCGAGUUUUUUUGUUGAUAUAUAUUGCUGAUAAAAACUGUUUUCGUAUUACGAUACUAUUAUUGCUAUUAUUAAAUUCGCCAAGCGAGAGUCAACGAGCGAUUAUUAUUAUAAUUAUAAUUAUUACGAAACGACGGAUAUACGUGCGACAAUUCUAGGUACGGUUAUUAUUGUAUUCAACAACAGGGUAAAAACAAAAAGAAAAUGAAAAAAAAAAGAAAGAAAAGAAGGAAGAAUCGAAAAAUAAGAAUGAUUUUAAAUUGUGGGACGCGUGUCACGUCGAACGGCGGCCAUUUUGUUUUCCUGUGCGCGGGUGUGCGUGCGCACGAUGAGAAAAAAAUUCAAACAAAGGAAAGAAAAAAGAAAAAAAAAGAAGAAGAAGAACGAAUAAAUAAAACGAGUCAAUUCUUACGAACGUUAGCAAUACUUCGUCAUGACCAUAAAGGAUAAAAAUGGCAAAUAAUGAACGAAAAAAAAAAAGAGAAACUAAUAAUAAUAAUAAUAAUAAUAAUAAUAAUAUACACGAGUAAACUAUAUCGCGGAUAAACUUAUAUUCAUUCUUAAGUUGGUGACGCGUACACGCGUGACGAGUGAUCCUCGCUCGUUCUCAAAGAAGAAGAAAAAAAGAAGGUGAUGAAGGACAAAAUUGUAGUAGAAAGAAACUGAAACGAACUGAAACGAACUGAAACGAAUUGCAAUCGCGUAUCUUCAACGCUGAAAAUGCUGAUUUCUUGCAAGCGAAACAAAAUGGUAGCUGCUUCGUUACGCCCCAAGAUUAAACGCGUGUAAAACGGAUAAAGUUAUACCGGAUCAAAUCGAUUGAGAUAUCCAAUAGCAAAUAAUUGUUUAAUUAGAAAAAUUAAAGUAAAAACGUGCAAUAUAAAAAAAUAUAGACAUACACGUUUCAAAAAUAAUUGGUAUUUUGUUGGAUAGAUUGUACAUUACAGGGCGAUGCUGCUUUCAAACGAGUGCAAGAAACGAGCGUUUCAUCGACGACGUACUAUUCCCAUUUUUUUAUUUUUCAAAUUUGGCAAGCUUUGCUUUUUAAAAUUGUAGGAAAUUAAGCGAAUUUUAUCAAUGAAACACGACAUAAUCGGAUGGAAAACACGAGAACAAAUGUGCACUCAAAUGGCCAAUUGUUUGACAAACAUUUUCUAUAUUUUCUUUAUUCUUUUGAUCGACAUUGGUUGAUGAUAGACAAAUAAACGAGCGUUAAAUAGACGCAUCAGGCGCUUCAUACAUUGCUAAGUAUUGUCAAUUGUUAGUUAGAGGGAGAAUUGGACGUCGAGCGGAGAAAAAGCGUAGCAAGAUAGAAAAAAAAAAAAUAAAAUACAUGAGAACAUAAGCAUCAGC